Molecule: messenger RNA, 737 nt
Organism: Pundamilia nyererei
Lineage: Eukaryota; Metazoa; Chordata; Actinopteri; Cichliformes; Cichlidae
Gene: spag5
Product: sperm associated antigen 5
Exons: 6
Biological process (GO): regulation of attachment of spindle microtubules to kinetochore; cell division
Source: RefSeq, a predicted model, not a curated record
CUCUUCAUGGUCAGGAGCCUUCUGCACAAAACUGCUCCCAUGCUCCUGAAGCUGAACGAGAAAGCUGCCGCUGCUUUGAGAGAGAGAGAUGAGCACAUGUCUGCAAGAGACCAAGCUGUUGAAGAGCGAGAGCAGAUUGAAGCAGAACUGAAUGAAACUCAUUCGAAUUUCCAAGCUGCCAGGGAGCAGAUUGGAGAUUUAAAUCUGCAGGUGACAAUUCUGACAUCAGAGAUGGGUGUACUGCGAGAGAAGUUGACUGAAAAAGAAGAAGAGACGGGUCAGCUAGAGAGGAAGGUGACGGAGCUGUCUGCUACAGUUUCCUCCACGCUGGCAUCCUACACUUUCUUGGAGCAGGCCCUGGCUGCUGAGACUACAAAGUUGCAGGAGUCGUGGAAAGACAAACAAGAGGCUAAAGAUCGAGCAAAUGACUUGGAGGCAUCACUGGGUCAGUCGGAGCAGCGGGUGUGCGAGUUGAGUCGGGCUCUGGCUCAGAGUGAGGAGCAGCUCAGUCAGCUGCAGUCCCUCUCACAGUCUCAGAGUCUGCAGAUCCAGCAGCUCCAGGAUGUCUGUACACAGCUCAGUGGUGUGCGGGAAAUGAACGAGUUCCUACAGAUGGAGAACGAGUUGGCGAGGGAGCAGAUGGCAGAAAGUGAGCGUAUGCUGAGGGAAAACCUGCAGAGCCUUCGGGAGAGGAACAUCCAGUGUGAGGACCUGAAGAAAGAAGUUUGUCAACUUAA